This is a messenger RNA of Schistosoma curassoni, 898 nucleotides long. NCBI's taxonomy places the organism in Eukaryota, Metazoa, Platyhelminthes, Trematoda, Strigeidida, Schistosomatidae. The record is from the annotation of a GenBank genome assembly.
AUACAUUUAAUGAUUGGUUACACCCUUUAAUUGUGUAGUUCUGUUGCACAAUUGUGCUGAGUAAAUCAAAUUGUUUUGUUUGGGAAGCAAUUACAAUCAGCUAUAUAUAGAGAGAUAGAUAGAUAGAUAGAUGGGUAUAGAUAUAGAUAUAUAAUUGUAUAGUUUCUAACGAUUGAGCACAUUUAUUUAUCCCUUGAUAAUUUACUUAUAAAUCAAUAUUAAAAUAUUAAAGUUUAUCCAAUACACAUAUAGUCAAUAAUAAUCAUAAUAUUAUGAAAGAAAUAGUAGCCAUGGUUAAAGAUGCUGAUAUGAAUCGUGCUAUGCAAGAGGAUGCUGUCUAUAUAGCUGCAAAUGCAAUUGAUGAACAUAAUACUGAACAAGAAAUUGCAAGAUAUAUUAAAAUACAAUUUGAUCAUAAACAUAAACCUUAUUGGCAUUGUAUAGUUGGUGGAACAUUUUCUAGUUUUGUAUCCCAUGAAGCAAAUAAAUUCAUCUAUUUCUUCCUUGGAAAUCAUUCAAUCCUUUUGUAUAAAUCAUUAUAAUUAUAACAUUAUAAUUGUAUUAUAAUUCUUUUUUUUGUAUUUUUCUAUCAGUAAUGUAACUAUGAGAUUUCAACUAUUACGUAAUCAUGAGAAAAAAAAUGUGUAAAACAAAAAAAAACCAAAAAAAAGAAAAGGAAAUCAACUGGUACAAUUAAUAAUGAUUUCAUACUGUUACUAUUUUGUUGUUGUUGUUACUGUUGUUGCUAUUGCUCUUGUUGUUUAGAGUCACCAAUAUGAACAUGAAGUAAACAACAAAAACAACAAAAAAACAUGAAAAAUAUGCAUUUGUGUUUUUACAUCUUCAUUUAUGUACAUUAUUGAUUUUUUUUUGUUUUUCAAUAUCAUUCCACUGAUAA